Molecule: messenger RNA, 939 nt
Organism: Talaromyces rugulosus
Lineage: Eukaryota; Fungi; Ascomycota; Eurotiomycetes; Eurotiales; Trichocomaceae
Exons: 2
Coding region: 1-939 (312 amino acids)
Molecular function (GO): NADP binding; oxidoreductase activity, acting on the CH-OH group of donors, NAD or NADP as acceptor
Source: RefSeq, a predicted model, not a curated record
AUGGCUCAAUUAGCAUGGAUCGGAUUGGGAAAUAUGGGUAGGGGAAUGUGUAAAAACAUCGUCGAAAAAGGUAACCUCUCAUCACCACUAAUCGUAUACAACCGUACCGCUUCACGCGCCGCCUCAUUCUCCGAGUCCCUAGGUGGUCUCUCAAAAGCCACUGUUGUGUCGUCCAUCCCCGACGCCGUCAAACCAGCAGACAUUAUCUUUAUCUGCGUCGGCGAUGACCCAGCCGUGGAGAGCAUCAUCUCCUCUGCUCUCGAGACCGACGACGUCGAGGGCAAGCUCUUCGUCGACUGCUCAACCAUCCACCCAGACACAACACGCAAAAUCGACUCACAGAUCCGCUCCCGUGGCGCCUCAUUCGUCGCAUGUCCUGUCUUUGGCGCCCCAGCUAUGGCUGACGCAGGCCAAUUAAUCUGCGUAUUGUCCGGACCACGACCAGAAAUUGAAAAGGUCCUACCCUACACCGUCGGCGUCGUGGCACGCGCCAACAUCGACCUAACCGAAAACGCCGAUAGUGAGAGUAACGACAUCGGCAAAGCAUCCGUCAUGAAACUCCUCGGAAACAGCUUCAUUCUCAGUUUCGUCGAACAGCUCGGCGAAGGAAUGACAUUUGCCGAAAAAUCCGGACUCGGCUCGGGACCCUUGAAGCAGUGGAUGGAACUCAUGUUUCCGGGGGCCUUACCCAAGUAUAUUGAUCGUAUGCAGACGGGAGAUUACUGGAAGCGCGAGUAUCCGCUCUUCCAGGUUGAUUUGGCGCGGAAAGAUGCGAGGCAUAUUAUGAGUCUUGCCAAGGAUAAUGGGCUGCGGAUGCGAUCGUUGGAAGUUGUGGAUAAGUAUCUCAAGGAUGUAAAGGAGUAUUUCGGAGAGAGAGGGGAUGUGGCUGGGAUGUAUGGAGCAGUGAGAAAGGAGGGCGGGCUUGAGUUUGAGAAUUAA